Strongylocentrotus purpuratus (purple sea urchin) is the source of this 1824-nucleotide messenger RNA. RefSeq names its product solute carrier family 35 member G1-like. Bases 286 to 1434 code for a protein of 382 amino acids. The transcript has a single exon. The record is from RefSeq and is a predicted model, not a curated record. Gene Ontology annotation, cellular component: membrane. NCBI's taxonomy places the organism in Eukaryota, Metazoa, Echinodermata, Echinoidea, Camarodonta, Strongylocentrotidae.
UCAUUGAAGAUUUCCUGGUCCUGCUGCAAAUUGCUUAUCAGAUAAGAUCGACACUCCAAUUUUGGUCGAACACAAUGGUAUCAAUGACCUCUUGCUUCCCGAGGAAACAUUAAAUGAAUUUCCUCUGUGAUUGUCAAGAAGUCGGUGAAAACAUGACCCCCCAAAGUACAGCUUCGAUAUAAAGUAUUGGGAGCUGGUAAACAGGCAAGACUGGUUUUAUUGCAUGCAUGCAUGUAGCAAGUUCGAUGUAAGCAAAGGUACUCUACUAAGACCUGUCGAUACAGUAUGGAGCGCCAUGAGAGAGCAAUGCUUGAUGAAGUCGUUCUAAAUGAUUUGAUGUUGAACGGCCGUCAUCUUAAAGAUGGUGUAAGAAUCAGGCCACAUGCAGGCCUAACUCGGUUUGAAGAUCAGAAAGAAAACGACCGGGACACUCUGAGUAGUGAUACACCAUCGGGGGAGUACUAUGACGGACAACCGAAGACAGGCAUGUGGACCAGAGUCGGUAAGGUAGUGGUCCAGCGGAGGGGAAUUUGCUGGGCGCUAUCAUUCGCGAUCCUCACUUCCUUUGUUUCAUUGACUAUCAAGCUCUUAUCUGGCAGGGUUUCCCCGAAUCAAAUUGUACUUUACCGCUCAUUCACCCUUGUCCUCUUUACAGGACCCAACCUCAUACGCCACAAGGUGUCAUGUUGCUUGCCUCUGAAAGCUUGGGGACUUAUAAUCGUCAGGGGAAUGGUCGGCACUUCUUACGCCAUCUGCGCUUCCAACAGCCUCCAACAACUUGACAUCUCCACUGUCACGUGCAUCAUACAGAGCUCAACUUUCAUCACCUGCAUCUUCGCGUGUCUCUGCUUAAAGGAGACUUGUUCCAUCCCAAUCACCGUAUCAUGUUGUAUCAGUGUGGUCGGUGUUUUACUUGUUGUUCAGCCAGCACCUAUCUUUGGGGGUCUCCUUGGCAGCGGCAGCGGUGAAAACAAUUUAUUUGGAUUACUCUCUGCUUUUUCUACUGCUUUGCUUUGGUCUCUUUCAUUUCUCUUACUCCGACUGCUCGGCCGCCUCAAGGUUCACGUGCAACUUCUUACUUUUUCGUACGGCUGCGUCAGCUUCUUGGGAUGUGCCUCACUGAUGAGCGCCCUCGACGAGUGGUCCAUCCCGCGUUGUGGAUAUGAUCGUCUCUUGGUCCUAGUUAUCUGCAUCAUCGGCUAUCUUCAGAUCGUGACCUUCACUCUCGCACUCCAGAUGGAAAACGCUGCGGUGGUCGCCGUCAUUUCGACCACGGGAGUCUUUGUCACUUUUGUCCUGGACUUUGCGUUCUUCGACGUUACCCCAAAUCUUUUGAAGGUCAUUGGAGCUCUUUGCGUAACAGCCAGCUCUGUUGGUGCAACCAUAUCGUCGUACUAUGCUGCUAAGCGGAAACUGUCUGAAAGUAAAAAAUAGUGUUAAGCUUCAAGCACCACUGUGUUAGCUGCCCUUUGGAGGAAUGUUGUCACUUACUAUUGAACGCUUUCCCCAGCCACUCUUUCGAUGUUGCGGCUAGAGCACAGCCAAACUGAAGUAACUGUAAGAUUAUUGUGAUUAAAGUUUUGUUCAUCUUUGCGUUUGGUGGCAGCGGUGGGAUUUGAACUGAAACUACAGUACAAAUUAAUUAAAAGCCGAGAGUGCGUUAUAUAAAUGCUCCUCAUUAAGGGGAAUUAGUCUACCCUGAUAUUAAGUUGGCUGUGACGUAUGUGAUUUAAUUUGAUUUUAUUUGAUUUUCUUCUGCAUUUAUGUUAGUACAAGCUUUCGAAUAACAAUAAUAAUAUACAGUACAAUAAGUAUAUUUCUGAC